AUGAAUACUCGUCCUGUUCGAGUGGCCAACUGCUCCGGUUAUCAUGGUGACCCUGCAUAUGAGAUGUACCGCCAGGCGACGAUGGGUGAUGUUGACUUCCUCACCGGCGACUACCUCGCAGAGGUCAAUCUUGCGAACAACGCCAAAGCCUGGAGGAAGGGAAAUCACCCCGGCUACGAAGAAACAGCCUGGGAAGGAAUCCGACGGACAAUUGAUGUGAUCGCAGAAAAGGGAAUUCGCGUGGUAACCAACGGCGGUGCUCUCGACCCUAAAGCCCUGGCCUUGAAAGUUCAGGCAUUGGUCUCAGAGAAAGGGUACGAAUUGACGGUGGCAUACGUCUCCGGAGACGAUCUAUAUCCCGACCUGGGGCCGCACAUGCCGACGACGAAGGAGGAAUUGCAGCAUCUGGACUCGGGCAACCCAUCUGCCAAACCCCCCGAGUUGACGUACGCCUUCCUCGACGACCCGGAAAAGAAGAUCCCCAUGAUCUCCGCCCAUGCAUAUCUGGGAGCGCGGGGGAUUGUGGAUGGUCUCCGACGUGGGGCGGACAUUGUUAUCUGCGGCCGGGUGGCGGAUGCAAGUCCUGUCAUCGCUGCCGCUUGGUUUUGGCAUGGUUGGUCUGAGACGGAUUAUGACCGUCUCGCAGGAUCCCUAAUUGCGGGGCACCUGAUCGAAUGCUCUGCCUACGUCACCGGCGGGAAUUUCGCUGGGUUCUACAGAUACGACCUUGAUAGCUUGGUGGCACCGGGGUUCCCAAUUGCCGAAAUCGCAGAUGACGGUUCUUGUGUGAUUACGAAGCACCAACACACCCAGGGCAUGGUCAACGUAGAUACUGUUCGGUGUCAGUUUCUCUAUGAGCUGCAGGGAGAGACCUAUCUCAACAGUGAUGUCAGCGCCUUCGUUGGCGAUGUCUGCAUCGAGGAGGUGGGCCAGGACCGGGUUCGGGUUUCUGGAAUCCGAGGAUCGCCGCCUCCUCCAACCACCAAGCUCGCAGUCUUCUACGAAGCAGGGUUCGAGGCUGAGGUGCUUCUGAACGCGACGGGUUACGCCACUUCUCAGAAGUGGGAUUUAAUCGAGAAGCAAGUCCGCCACUUUGUGUCACAGGCAGUAAUGGAUAAGGUCGAGACACUGGAGUUUCAGCGAGUAGGAACCCCGGCCCAUAAUCCUGCCAGUCAGCUUGAGAGCACGACAUAUAUGCGUGUUUUCAUCGCUGCCCGCUCGCAGGAGACAGUGGCAGCUAUCACGAGUGCUUUCAAGGAGAUCUCGCUGAGGCAUUUUUCGGGGUAUCACUCCUCUCUCGAUACUCGCACUGCCGUCCCACGACCAUUCCUUGCGUACUAUCCUGCGCUCGUGGAUCAGGCCAGCCUCAAAGAAACUAUCAACUUCUUUGUCGACGGCGGCACUGCCAUCAGAUCCUAUGAUACCGGUCAUCCACCUGAAUACCAAGCACUGGACAUCCGUCACAGUCACGAUCCUUCUUCUUCGGGAAACAGAGAUAUUCCAGGAGAGCCCACCAGGCCCAUCCGUCUCGGUGAUGUUGCGCUCGCCCGGUCGGGUGACAAAGGGUCAAAUCUAAACCUCGGGAUAUUUGUACCUGACAACCGCCAUUGGCAAUGGCUCCGGUCGUAUAUGACCAUCGAGCGUCUGCGCUCGCUUCUCGGGGCUGACUGGCGGGACACUUUCUUCGUCGAGCGGGUGGAGUUUCCGCGCAUCCAGGCGGUGCAUUUCGUUGUCUACGGGAUUCUGGGUCGCGGGGUGAGCAGCUCCAGUCGCCUGGAUGGCUUCGGCAAGGGAUUUGCGGACUAUAUUCGGGACAAACUCAUUGACUUUCCUAUUGGGCUGUUCUGA
This is a messenger RNA of Aspergillus aculeatus ATCC 16872, 1848 nucleotides long. Its product is annotated as acyclic terpene utilization AtuA family protein. Lineage: Eukaryota; Fungi; Ascomycota; Eurotiomycetes; Eurotiales; Aspergillaceae. The record is from RefSeq and is a predicted model, not a curated record. Bases 1 to 1848 code for a protein of 615 amino acids. The transcript is spliced from 7 exons.